Molecule: messenger RNA, 4885 nt
Organism: Gadus morhua (Atlantic cod)
Lineage: Eukaryota; Metazoa; Chordata; Actinopteri; Gadiformes; Gadidae
Gene: srfb
Product: serum response factor b
Exons: 7
Coding region: 457-2100 (547 amino acids)
Biological process (GO): positive regulation of transcription by RNA polymerase II
Molecular function (GO): protein dimerization activity; cis-regulatory region sequence-specific DNA binding; DNA-binding transcription factor activity, RNA polymerase II-specific
Source: RefSeq, a predicted model, not a curated record
GUGGUUUUUAAACUCUAACUUACGAUUCUCGCGUUUGGCAGUGUGUCCCGACGCUUUUACCGAACACAAUCAACGGUUUAACAUCCAUUUAACUUACGGGCGGCGGAAAGGAAUGACGACGUUGGUAGUUUAGAAAGCGGACUAGGUGACGUGGAGGAUUGACGCCCAGGCGGUCCUCCGCCCUCUCCUUUUUGAGAAGGCGCUCCGAGUUUUGGUGACAGAGGAGGCUGAGCUCAGCCCGUCCCGUGCAGGAGGAGGUUUUCCGGGGCAGCAUCACUUUUGAAAGUUGGCGUGACAGUUUUCCAAGAGUCUCCAAAACAUCAACAACGGGUCUCGGUGUUUACCCUGCCAAAAGGUCAAAGGUCAAAGUCUUUAGGUGUGUUUUGAAGUCAUUUACCGGACUGGCUGCUGCAGCUCCUGAGCUGGUGUGUUUAGAUACUUGCUUCCUUAAAUAGGAUGUUCCCAAGCCGGGCUGGAUCGGCACACUCUGCGAACGGAUCAGCUUCAGCCAGCAGGGGCAUCGCAGGACACGGGUCGGGGCACCUCGGGAGCGGACUCCGUCCCGUUUUGGCCAAAGCCGGACAGUCGUCAGCAGGGUUCGGUACCAGCGUGGGUGUCGGUGUUGGGGCUGCGAGCGGGCGACAGGCGGGGGGUAGGAGCAGCAACAGCAUCGGGAUGUUGGGGAGCAACGGCCCCCCGGGAGGUUCGAGAGGCGUGAGGACAGGUAACGGGACGGGGCUGACCACCCUGCAGCCCCCCGGACUGCAGGGGGGCCUGGGGGCGUUGAACGUCGGGCUGGACAUGCACGGGGGGACGAGGUACGAGCGGGACAACAACCAGAGCGGCUCGGAGAACGACUCCGACUCCGGCGAAGAGGACGACCAGAUCGGUUCCAUCGGGGACAGCCGGAGAGGGGUGAAGCGGGAGAGGUGCGAGAUGGAGGCGGCCGUGACGGGGCAGGAGAUGGGGGUCCCCCCUGGAGCGUACGGCAUGGUGCCCGGGGGGGUCGCCGGGGCGAAGCCGGGCAAGAAGACGCGGGGGCGCGUCAAGAUCAAGAUGGAGUUUAUUGACAACAAGUUGAGGCGCUACACAACUUUCAGCAAGCGGAAGACUGGUAUCAUGAAGAAGGCGUACGAGCUCUCCACACUGACGGGCACCCAGGUGCUGCUGCUGGUGGCCAGCGAGACGGGCCACGUGUACACCUUCGCCACGCGCAAGCUGCAGCCCAUGAUCACCAGCGAGACGGGCAAGGCCCUGAUCCAGACCUGCCUCAACUCGCCCGACUCGCCGCCGCGCUCCGACCCCUCCACGGACCAGCGCAUGAGCGCCACGGGCUUCGAGGAGACGGACCUCACGUACCAGGUGUCCGAGUCCGAGAGCAUGGGCGAGGGAAAGGACACGCUGAAGCCGGCCUUCACGGUGGCCAGCCUGCCAGGGGGCGUGGUGACCAGCGGGCAGUCCACGGUGCCCACCACCUCCACCAGCAUGCAGGUCAGCAGCUCCUUCCCCAUCACCAACUACCUGGCGCCCGUCUCGGCCGGCGGCGGCAACUCCGGCGCCAACGGGACCCUCCUGAAAGCCGGCGGCGGAGCCACCUCGGGGGUCAUGCAGCUGCCAGGGGGAUUCACGUUCAUGCCAGCAGGCACAGCCCUUCCCCCCGGCACCCCCACCAUUCCUCUGAGCCAGCUGCAGCACCACUCUCUGGCGCUGGCGGGCCAGCACGCUGCGCAGGGGGCCCAGGCCGUGUUCCGAUUCCCCGCCGCAGUCUCCCUCGCAGCGACGGCGAGCAUGCCGGCCAACAUCGUCACGACGUCGGGCUCGGCGGGUCACAUGAUGUACCCCAGCCCCCACACGGUGAUGUACACCUCCUCGCCCGCGCUGACUGACGGGGGGCUGGCCGUGCUUAACGCCUUCUCCCAGGGCUCCUCCUCCAUGCACGUGUCCCACGGCCAGGGCCAGGACUCAGGUGGCGUCCCCCAGGUGUUCCUGGCGGCCCCUCCGGGCUCGGUGCAGAUCCCCGUCUCAGCGGUGCAGCUUCACCCAGUACGGCAAGAUCUCCAUUUCACAAAUGGUGAUUGGACAGCAGUCGAGCGGCAGUAGCAGCACACUGACGGAGCUGAAGGUGGUGAACCUGGACGCGGCCCAGGGCUCCAAGGGGGACUGACGGGCGGAGGGCGCGCCCUGCUGGGGCGGAGCCGCCGGCACCCACGGACAGACCCACUGACACAUGGGACGGACUGAGGUUUCUAUUUAUUGCUGCCUUCCUCUGCGAAACCGUACGUCACGGCGUGGCCUGGCGACACAAACACACACAUAAACAGACACACACACAAUCAAGGGCCUAUGUGUUGCUUAUCCAUGUGAGUUCAUCUGAUAUAUAUUUAGAUAGAUAUAUAUAUAGAUAUAUAUAUUUGCUAAAUAAAUAUACUGCGCUGUUCACCACGGCCGUCAUUGUAACCUUUUUUCUAUACCACAGAUGGUGUUGUUGUGCUUGCGCAUGCUUAUUUUGAAAUGAGUCAGUACACACACACACACACACACACACACACACACACACACACACACACACACACACACACACACACACACACACACACACACACACACACACACACACACACACACACACACACACACACACACCAAAGAGACAUUCACUUGUCUGAAUGUUCAAGUGUGCGUAGCUUGCGUUUGUGUAUUGCGUUUUUAAUUGUGCGUACCUUGUCAUUUGUAUUGUGGUGAGGACAUUGAUAUUGACUUUAUUUGGAAAAAAUGUACAUAGCACAUUUUUCUAAUUGAAACUUUGUAUUUUGGCCUGUUUAAGUUUGUACAACAGCAUGUCUGUUUUUGUUUAGUUUUUUUGUACGUCGUUUUGUAUCUAUAUGGAAAUGGUUUGCAUAGCGAAACGAUAAAUAAUAAUUAAUAUUUGAAGAUAAAUAAUAUACAAAGAUGAUUGUGAUUUGAGAUGUCAUUACAUCAACCCAGAUAAUUUUCCAUCUGGAAAUGAUGCGAUAGAUAGCAUCUUUAAAAAUGUGAUAUUUCGCUGAAAUAAUAUUUUACGUAUACAACGCCUAACGUACUGAUAGUUACUACUUCAAUAUCGUUUCAAUUAUCUGUCAACUAAAGCAAAGAGUACAGCUCAGAUUAACAACAGUCGUUACAUUUUAAACCCAGUUGAACUUCAUUGGCUGAUAUUUGCACUAUCAAGACCAUUAGCAGCAUUGAUUUAUCUAAAGGGAACCUGACCCCCUCUGUUGGUUUAAAUGGUUUGGCGGUGGCAUUUAUAUCAUAUUCCCUUGCAGGUAGCUAUUCUAUCACACUCGUGAGGUGAUUGGGUAUCAAUCAAUCAAUUUCAUCAAAUAGUGAGUUAACGAUGAAUUAAAAUCAAGGUAUUUUCUUGACACUGCUCACAAACGGCCUUAAGUGAACCCAUCAACCUGCUAUAUUGUACAAAGCAACAUGUGAAUGUAAAUCUACGACCCCUAUGCUAAGACAAUAGACUUUAUGAACGAACCGUGUCCCACUUGGUUUCCACACACAACGGUUCCGUCGUGUAGAACGACAACAUUGCCGCUGGGUACACACGCAUCGCUUGUAUUUUUCAUUGUUCAAGUUUAUAUAUAGGCUAUAUUUUGUGAAAGGAAUUAAGGCCCCGAUUAUAUGUGCAGACUGUGCACGAUUCUCCAUGAUGUUAUGAGGAUGUUUAGUAACAGAAUGAACCGCUGUGCCUUUUUGAAUUACGCGGCUGUUUUCCCAUGACGCGCUCUUCGUACAAGGGGCCAUUUCGGAUUUGAAUCUCUUGUAGGGCCCUCUGACGCAACAUCUGACCUAUUGCAUUAUACUCCUCACUGGGGGGAGUGGGACAGGGUUUGGGAAUCCAGGUGAACACGAUGUGCCACAUGACCCGGCAUGUCAGACUGUGACUGAGAGCCAACGGGGGGAACGCCACAUACGCCGAUGGACCCAUGCCAGGCAUCGCUGCGUGCUCAUUGGCUGGCAGACGACAGGAAGAGGUGUUGUUGAAACUACUGCUUUCUUUCCGUGCGUCUGUUCAUGUGGUUGUGCUUCGGCUUCGAUCCCCCGCAGAACUGUUGGCUCGGUUCUGACGGGGGAAGAGACUGUUUAGGAUCAGCGGAGACCGCUUCUGUGCCGGCGUUUACACUCUGAAGUAUUAAUAACUGUUUCAAUAUCCUCCAUGCUUAUUUCAGUGCCACCGAGAGCUAAAAAAAAAAAAGGUAUCUAUUUUGGAUUUAUUUUUAUUUAGUUUUUUGUUUUUUGGGAUGUUUGUGUAACCUUAUGUACAGACUUUUGUAUUAAAAACAACAAACCAAGCAAGGACCAUGCGUCGGGCUACAGAAAGCUGUGUUUUAAUGUAUUUAUUGGGACGGAGAAGGUUUGAACAAAGCCUGAUUUGUGUGUGCGAUGACAGGCGUUGGAUGGAGAUGGUCGUAUGAAUCAAUGCCCCUGAGUGAUGGAUACUGCUUACAAAAUGAGUGUGAGGCAUUGAUGCUAGUGAUGAACAACGCAAAUGCUUAUACCAUGGGCUGCAAAGGUAACAGAAGUCACACUUGCCUUCAGUCAAAAAGUAAAGAAACGGAAGAAUCCCCAAUCCCUAAUGUACAGAGUUAAGCAGCAAUGAGGUUACCACGAUUAAAAAAAAGCGAAGUGGAGCGCACGGUACAGUGAUUGGUCUGAGCUGAACAAACAAAGAAAAGAAAAGCAAACAGAAAAACCAAAAGCUUGUUAACUAUUUUACAAACAGAGUAAACCAUGCAAGAAAUGUAAGAGGUGGGAGCAAGGGGCGGACCCAAUCCUAGCCAAUGAGCUUCUAGCAGAGGGGAGGGAGGCGGGGUCCUCAGCAGGAGGUACCCCCCCCCCCACCCCC